Cuscuta epithymum is the source of this 1580-nucleotide messenger RNA. NCBI's taxonomy places the organism in Eukaryota, Viridiplantae, Streptophyta, Magnoliopsida, Solanales, Convolvulaceae. The record is from the annotation of a GenBank genome assembly.
GGCAUGGCGAGUGACCCUUUUCAAGUUAAUCUUCAUCCCAAUGCAAGUCCCUGUUCGAAGCAUCAGUCUUGCGUUCUUCCUGAACCGUACAUGUUCUAAAGAAUCGACCUUUCGAGCGUUCUCAUCAUCUCCGUCUCCAUCAAAUUACUCAACCCAGGCUCGUGGCGGCCUCCCUCGCUUCUAUUCCGAAAUCCUCCCUUCUUCCAAGGGUAGUGUUGUUCGUGUCAAAGGAGAUGAGUUUUGGCACAUGACUAGAGUUCUAAGAUUGACCAUUCAUGAUAGGGUAGAGCUAUUUAAUGGAAAAGGGAACUUAGUUGAAGGAUGCAUACAGGACAUUGAUCAAUCUGGACUGAAAAUUGUGGCUCUAGAAAAUCCCAAGUUGGUAUCACCUUUGGAGACUCAAUGGCAUGUCUUUGCUGCUUUCGGAACUCUAAAGGGAGGUCGCGCUGAUUGGCUUGUAGAGAAAUGCACUGAGCUGGGGGCCCAUAGCAUUACACCACUGUUGACAGAACGGUCUUCUUCUCUUUCAGAAAAUCGUGUGGAGAGAUUAUUACGUGUCAGUUUGGCUGCAUCCAAACAAUGUCAGCGGCUGCACGAAAUGAGUUUUAACCCUCCUAUUAAAGUUGCUCAGCUGUUGCCUCAUGUCAAAGCGUCGCCGUUAUCAUUUAUUGCGUUAGCAGAGGCAGCACCAGUUUUUAGUGCCUUGAAUUCCCGAAGAAAAGAAUCGUCUGGAUUAUUGGUAAUAGGACCGGAAGGAGAUUUCACUGAGAAUGAGAGGAAAAUGAUAGUUGAAGCAGGUGCAACUGCAGUAGGUCUGGGGCCACAUCGCCUACGAGUUGAAACUGCCACAGUGGCACUUUUGGGAACUUUGAUGUUUUGGGCAGACAAUCAGUGUCAACUAGCCAACAGUUAGCAGAACUUACAAGGCCUGCCUAUGUAAGGGAUUUCUUUGUUGGGCUUGUAAAUUUGGGAUGGCUUGGUUUAUACUUUUCUUGAAGCUUUAUGUUCUCAUUUGGUGGUAUGUCCUGAAUUAUGAACUCGAAAUGUAGUUGCUCACCUUAGGAUAGAGCUUGCAGUCUCUUCGUCUCGUUUUUCUUGCUUUUCUUUAAUCAGACACAACACUGUUUUUAUAUCACACACAAAUCUCUUAUCAUGCAUAAAGAUUUGUUUAAAAUGUUGUGGUUAUUUUGAUAUUAAACUCAAAAAAUUUCAGGAUUAGGCUGGACCUCCCAUCUCAAUCCCUUUGAUCAAGUCUGAAGCUGCAACUGAAGGGACUUUUAAAGUAUUACCCAUAACAUAAAAUGUAUAGAGAGAGGCCAGUUUUGUUGUCAAGUGGAGUUAAAUUAUAUAAACAUGACAGAAGAGGGAAGUUAAGAAAAUGAUCAAAAUCAAAGCUCAAGAAUGUACUGGCAGACUGGCAGUAAUGAUCUAAGAGGGUAUCAUUAUUUUUUUUUCUAAUUGUCUCGCAUAUAAAUAAAAACGUGUUCUACAUUGGCGUCUUUGUUUUUUUAUGUCUCAUUUUCUUUUUAUAUUAUAGUUGGACAAGUGAAAUUGUGUUUUGAGGUUCUUUUAGAAGACAG